UGUUUUUUGUACUAAAUAGCAAAAUGUGAUGGUAUUAGAUUAUUACUUCAAGAGUGAUUGUGAUUUAAGAGGUUUAACCAGAUGCUUUAACUCUGCUGGUGUGCUGAACUUUUAGCUCAAAACUCGGCAGCUACUGGAAUGCGGAUCAUCUACAGUGUGACAACAUGCCCCGGUCUGCCCUGAUCUAUUCCAUACAACAGCGAUGGUUUCAUGUUAGGUAAAUAUAUGUUUCUUGUGAUAGACUCUGUGUUCAUGGAGAUAUGCGGUUCAGUGAUGUUUCAGUGGAGACUUGGGGUCCAGUUGUUCGGACGCUGCAUCAUUGUUCGGAGAGGAUGCAGUAGAGACAGCUGGAUGCGACAGAGGUUCUCACAGACAAGCUGGCGCCAGGCUUUCACACAAUCACAGGAUAUGUAAAGACUUCAAUAACGAUCCAUUAGGCCUAAUGAUUGACAAUCGAUCAGGCGUUAACGCUCAUGCAUAUGUUAAUGCGGUCCUGAGACGGCCUAUAUAUUGGGAGUCCCUUGAGGCGGCCUGGCAGACACUCUUGGAUUGUAAUCGGGUAAGAAACACUCGCAUUGACUUGAUUGUGAAACAGACCGCAAUCAUGGUGAAGAACUUUUCUGCGGACUGGCUCGCCCAAAGCUUUCAUGCUGCCGCUCCCGAUGACGCUCCAGAGCCGGAGAAGAAGCGCCACAGGCCUCACGUGCCCUGUUCGGCUCAACCGAGACCUCCAACAUCCUACGACAAGGUUUACCUGCAGCCUAAACCAAAGGUCGCCAAAGCUGAGCAGAAACCAGAGGCCACCAGCGUGCCGAAAGGAAAAGAAGUGGUUGUUCCGGUUGCGCCAAGACACUGUUCGUCUCCAAGCAUUUCAGAGAACAGUGGAUACUCUUCAGGAUACGAGAGCGAAGCGGCCGCGUCAGAAUGCGCAUCUGUUGAAGAUGGACACGAGCUGGAGAAAGAGGCCGUAAGGCGCCGAAUCCGAACCAAAUUCACUCCAGAGCAGAUCGACAAGCUCGAGAAAAUCUUCAACAAGCACAAAUACUUGGACGCAGGAGAGAGAAUAAAAACAGCGCUUAAGCUGAAUCUAUCCGAAACACAGGUCAGAACCUGGUUCCAGAACCGUCGGAUGAAGUUAAAGCGUGAAGUGCAGGAGAUGCAGGCGGGUUAUUUUCUCCCAGCUCUGCCGCAGAUGGUUGUGCCUCACGUGCACCCGGUGGUCCAGUAUCACUGUUACGACAGACAGCGCUUUCAGUUUCCUGCGCAAGUGAUGCAUCAUCAUCAUCAGAUCCCUGCACAGCAGAGGAUUCCACAUCAUCACGUGAUGAUGCCUCAGCAUUACUACUGACACUCUUUCCAUGAAAACACUUACAUCACAUGCAGUGUGCAAUAUAUGUACAGUUUUACAGUCAAGUGAAAAUGUUUAAUUAUAAAGAAGAGUUUAUUUAUUGUGAGAAAUA
Messenger RNA from Triplophysa rosa, 1460 nucleotides. RefSeq names its product homeobox protein vent1-like. Gene Ontology annotation, biological process: regulation of transcription by RNA polymerase II; cell differentiation. NCBI's taxonomy places the organism in Eukaryota, Metazoa, Chordata, Actinopteri, Cypriniformes, Nemacheilidae. The transcript has 4 exons. The coding region runs from base 443 to 1348 and encodes 301 amino acids. Gene Ontology annotation, molecular function: RNA polymerase II cis-regulatory region sequence-specific DNA binding; DNA-binding transcription factor activity, RNA polymerase II-specific. Gene Ontology annotation, cellular component: nucleus. The record is from RefSeq and is a predicted model, not a curated record.